Messenger RNA from Colletotrichum graminicola M1.001, 504 nucleotides. RefSeq lists its product as uncharacterized. Lineage: Eukaryota; Fungi; Ascomycota; Sordariomycetes; Glomerellales; Glomerellaceae. The record is from RefSeq and is a predicted model, not a curated record. The transcript is spliced from 2 exons. The coding region runs from base 1 to 504 and encodes 167 amino acids.
AUGGCCCUCGCUUCGAGGGUAGACGGUCAGGCUGUCCAAGCGAAGAAGGACCGGCGGCUGGCGGUGGGAGACAGCAAGAAAGGCAAACUGGCCAAGACGCACGAUUUUGGCCAGUUCGAGGAGACAAUGAUAUUGAGCCUCUCGGGAGACAAAAUCAAGUUGCUGGACGAGAUCAAAGCAAAGAGAAUUCCGACAAAGGUCCGUACGACUACAGCUCCUACGACUCGGACGACGAGCAAGAAUAAGAGGCCGAGCAUGGCUGGGGGCGGAUCGGCACAGCAGGAGUCGAAAAAUGAGAAGAAGAGAAAAACGAAGCUGACGCCUUCAUUCUCCCGCCGGAUGCGAGGGCGCAAGACGGAAGAGGGCAUGAUCCACGACACGCCCGGGGCGGCACAUCUCGAUUUCUUCAACGAGAUGGUGAUGCGAUUGGGCCGGCAGGGUUUGGCUGAUUUUGGGCUCGUUGUUCUCAAUGUAGAGCGGUUUGAAACUCCGAGAAAUAGCUAA